AUGAAACAAAACAUAGCAAACAACACAUUCUACUCAGGAUCUUCAAAAAUUGUUCAUAUUUAUAAUUACGAUGUAGAAAUCAAUGGAACAACAGAUUUUAUCAAUACUGAAAAUUCUCAAACAGAAUCAUUUAAUAUUACAUUCAUUGUUUCAUCUUCAGGAAAAUGUUAUUACCCAUUGAACAUUCUUGAGCAUGGAUGCAAAAGAGAUUUAAUGACUGUUUCAAAUUUCAUUUCUUUACGCACUCGUAGUUCUGAUUCUGCGCCAUUUUUGGCAUCAUAA
Trichomonas vaginalis G3 is the source of this 282-nucleotide messenger RNA. RefSeq lists its product as uncharacterized. NCBI's taxonomy places the organism in Eukaryota, Parabasalia, Trichomonadida, Trichomonadidae. The transcript has a single exon. The coding region runs from base 1 to 282 and encodes 93 amino acids. The record is from RefSeq and is a predicted model, not a curated record.